Messenger RNA from Hyalella azteca, 854 nucleotides. RefSeq names its product CCR4-NOT transcription complex subunit 6-like. Gene Ontology annotation, cellular component: cytoplasm; CCR4-NOT complex; nucleus. Lineage: Eukaryota; Metazoa; Arthropoda; Malacostraca; Amphipoda; Hyalellidae. The record is from RefSeq and is a predicted model, not a curated record. The coding region runs from base 36 to 854 and encodes 272 amino acids. Gene Ontology annotation, biological process: nuclear-transcribed mRNA poly(A) tail shortening. The transcript has 7 exons. Gene Ontology annotation, molecular function: poly(A)-specific ribonuclease activity.
GAACUCCGUCGCCGCAUGAACGUCAAUGGAUUCACAUGAACCAGCCCACGACGUCCAAACCCGUCUGUCAGUUCAGCGUGAUGUGCUACAACGUACUGUGCUCCAAGCUUGCCACCCGACAAAUGUACGGCUACUGUCCGCCCUGGGCACUAGAGUGGGAGUACAGAAAAAAAGGAAUCAUGACUGAAAUACGCAAAUACGACUCCGAUAUCAUCGCGCUCCAGGAAGUAGAGACGGAUGCGUUCCACAAUUUCUUCAUGCCGGAGCUGAAGAAGUUAGGCUANUCUGUCUGUCUGUUCACGCUACUGAAGGAGCACCUAAUCGAGUUCAACCAGCUCGCCAUGGCUAACCACGACGGCUCUGAAGACAUGCUCAACAGAGUCAUGCCUAAAGACAACAUCGGCCUGGCUGCGCUGCUGCAGACCAAGCCUGCCGCAUGGCAUGAGCACUUAUUACAGACCAUCAUGCUGAUGACGGAAGUACGGAAGAUAGUGCAGAGUUUCAACGCCGGUGAGGAGGCCGGCGGCAGAAGACCUCACCACAGAGGGCAGGACCACAACAACGGCGUCCACCUACUCCUCUGUGGCGACCUCAACUCCCUGCCUGAGUCAGGUUUGUUAUUGCCCGUUGCACAACGUCGCGAGUUUUUAGAUCACUUCCCUCUAGUGGUGCAGAUGGAGCUUCGCCCUAUGACACCUCCCUCGCUGCUGGGGUCCAACGCAGGGAGUGGGGGACUGGGGAUGCACCAGCAGACCUCCCAGCACGGAGCCCACACCACCCACUUCCCCGGCACCAUGACGGCCAUAAACGCUACGCCGCACCACCACAAGAACAACGGCAACAUACAUCGGUAG